Molecule: messenger RNA, 1635 nt
Organism: Rhodotorula toruloides NP11
Lineage: Eukaryota; Fungi; Basidiomycota; Microbotryomycetes; Sporidiobolales; Sporidiobolaceae
Exons: 3
Coding region: 1-1635 (544 amino acids)
Source: RefSeq, a predicted model, not a curated record
AUGGGCGCCAGUGCACGAGCGAGUACGGCAGUGGAACGACGGGGGUUGCCUGAGCUGGUCUUGCCGGGGACGGAGGCGGACGGGGGCCGGACGUCUGUCAGUACUGAGCGGAUGGCAGAGAAGAGGGUCGCGUCUUCUCCUCGUCCAAUCACCUUCGCACUCCCACCGCUCCCUUCUCCUCGACUCUCCUCGACCUCUCCCCAACUUACUCCCAAUUCAGAACACGCCAACCCCUUCGCCACAUCUCCUUCCUCUCCCUCGUCCGGCUUCCUCGGCCGACUGGGUCGGAAGCUGUCGCUUGGCCGGAGGGGGUCGAGGAAAGGAGCUGCGAGUUCAGAGCGGCGAAAGUCGAGGGACGUGGGCGAUCAAGUGCCACCUCCUGCGCUCGCAGUGACAGAGGAGAAGGAGAACGUCCCUCCCUCGACGUCUCCUCGCACAGCCCGCACCGGCGUACGAGUCCAACUCGUCGACCCUGGCCCCUCCGCCGCUGCCGCGCCUCCCUCCCCCGAACUCAGCCGCCGCCGCAGCCUACGCGUCUCCUCCGCCCUCCUCCGGCGCUCAAAAUCCGAAGGCUCUUCCCCCUCUGCUGCGCCGGUGAGGAGGAGACGCUCGGCGCGGCGCGGGCAAGAUAGGCUGUGGACUGAGGAGGAGAAGUAUGCCGAGUUGGCUUCUCGCCGACGGGCAGAGCGGGGCGGGGAAGGAGAGGGAGGUUAUGUGUGGGAUGAGGGGCUCGGGUUGUGUUGGGAUGGGAGGGAGAUGGUCCGCCCCGACUUGCUCUCCUCCACCACCACCACCCCUCACGAACCGUACACCUCCAACUCAGACUUCCUCCCCUCUUCCCUCCCGCAAGCGGCCCACACCCACGCGCUCUCCUCAAGCACUACAUCACACCGCAUAGUCUACGCCUCGACCCUCUCCUCCUUCCCUCCUCGUCCGCCGCUGAAAGGAAAGGAGAGGGAGUUGACGCCUGCUGAGAAGGUGGUGAGGGAGUAUAGGGAGAAAUGGGGGUGGUUGACGCCUAGUGUCAGGUCUUUCAGGUUAGAUGAUGAGGCGGAGGAGCGGGAGAAGGAGGAAGGGGUCAAUGUGGAGGAAGGGGAUGAGGGGGACUUGCCGACUCCUACACCGUCCAACCCCCUCUCGACAGACGGUUUCCCACCGCUCUCGCCCGCUCCACACCCCCAAACAGCGAUCGACGCCCGCACUCUAUCCCGCCUCGACCCUUCUCUCCCGCCUCACCUCUCCCACACCGACUCGCCCUCCGCCUCUCCAGUUUCACCAACACACGCAUCGAAAGCCUCGACAGCUAGUUCGUCCGUCCCUUCCGAGCGGUACGGGUUCACUUCUCGGACAUGCUCGUCGAGGGGCAGGAAGGGGAGGGGGGAAGGAGGGAGGGGGAGUAGGGAUUCGAGUGCUGAGGGUGGGGAAGAGGGUGGGAGCGAGACGAGUCAUGGGACUGCCGAGGACGACGGCGAGGAGGACGAGGAUGAGGACGCUGAGGAGGAGGGGCGGAAACGAGGAGGAGCGGAAGGUAGGCUGGGUGUGCCGUUCCAGCAGCGCAAGAUGGACGGGAGCUUCGUCACUGCCGAUGAAGGGGCGGAAGAAGACGCAGUGGACGACUGGCAGGAGUGCGAGUAG